Thermothelomyces thermophilus ATCC 42464 is the source of this 2926-nucleotide messenger RNA. RefSeq lists its product as uncharacterized. Gene Ontology annotation, biological process: transmembrane transport; chloride transport. The transcript has 7 exons. Lineage: Eukaryota; Fungi; Ascomycota; Sordariomycetes; Sordariales; Chaetomiaceae. Gene Ontology annotation, molecular function: voltage-gated chloride channel activity. The coding region runs from base 189 to 2894 and encodes 901 amino acids. Gene Ontology annotation, cellular component: early endosome; Golgi apparatus; membrane. The record is from RefSeq and is a predicted model, not a curated record.
UCCUGUCCUCGCGCGAUUGAAAAGAUGCACUGAGCACGCCGAGGGUUUUUUUUUCCCGGAAUCAUUGUGUGGAAGCUUGGAUUGGUGACGACAUAGCUACUCCGUAACCAACGGCCGCGAUUUUCAUCUCGGCGACUCCCGCUCCCACGAACCCGUUCGUCCCUCAUCUUGCUCCGCCAACCCCACGCAUGACCGGCAGGCGACACGGGGCUCGCCUCCCCGAGAUUGUUGCUGCCGGCAACGCCGCCGGCAUCGACGACAAUACCCCCGCCGCCUCCAGCGCCGAACCGCAGGGCUACCUCUCGCUGCCCAGCUCCCCGACCGCCAUUCGCCGGCCCCGAUCCAACAUGAGCCGACAAGGCUCCAAUACCGAGCCCCCAGACGAGCGCUCGCCGCUCCUGGGCGGGGGCAAUCGGACAUCGCGCAUCCGCAUACACAGCGCCCAUGGCUCGCCCAGGGUGCCCGCCCUGUCGAGGAACCAGAGUUAUGCCGACAGCCCGAGAAGCAUCCGCCACCACAGCCGCGGAAACUCGUGGGGCACUCGCCUGAUGAACGCCUUCUCGGAACGCCAGGAGUCCUCCAUGGCCGACUCCAAGGGCUCGCUCUACCCGGAAGACCGCGUGUGGUACGACCAGUUCACGUCGACCGACUGGGUUCACGACAGCAUCGCCGACGCCUACCGGGUCAAGGCCCUGCGCAGUCGCAAGGAUUUCUGGGGCCGCGUGUACGUCCUUUUCGACGGCGCCCAGGGCUGGCUGCUGAGCGCCCUCGUCGGCUUCAUCGUCGCCGUCCUGGCGUACGUGGUCAACGUGAGCGAGGCCACCGUCUUCGAUUUCAAGGACGGCUAUUGUGCGAGGGGGUGGUUGAUCAGCGAGAAGAAAUGCUGCCCUCACGGCCCUUGCACGGACUGGCGGGACUGGGGCGAGGUCCUCCAGGGAUUCCCGUUUGGCGAGCGCUGGACCGAAUAUGUCGUUUACAUCGUCGCCGUCAUCACGCUGGCCAGCCUGUCGUGCCUCUUGACGCUCACCACCAAGACGGUGGUGCCCUCGGCAUACCGACUGACGACGCUCGACGAGAACCUCGCCGCCGAGGCUCCCGCUCCUCAACCCGAAGACGGCGCCAACGGAGCCGCCGUCAGCCCCCGCCGGUUGCAAGAGAAGCGGGAACAGCCGCCCAUGAUUUACUACUCGGCCGCCGGCAGCGGUGUUGCCGAGGUCCGCGUCAUCCUCAGCGGCUUCGUCUUGCACGGCUUCCUGGGUCUCAAGACGCUCAUCGUCAAGACCCUCAGCCUCAUCCUCAGCGUCGCCUCCGGCCUGAGUCUCGGCAAGGAAGGGCCCUACGUCCACAUCGCGUCCUGCGUCGGCAACAUCGCCUGCCGCCUCUUCAGCAAGUACGACCGCAACGACGCCAAGCGCCGCGAGGUCCUCUCGGCCGCAGCCGCGGCGGGCGUCGCGGUAGCCUUCGGCGCCCCGCUCGGCGGCGUGCUCUUCGGCUUGGAGGAGGUAGCCUACUUCUUCCCGGCCAAGACGCUCUUCCGCACCUUCUUCUGCUGCAUUACCGCCGCAUUGACGCUCAAGUUCCUGAACCCCUACGGCACGCACAAGAUCGUCAUGUUCCAGGUGCGAUACCUCGUCGAUUGGGAGUACUUUGAGAUCCUCAGCUUCAUCACGGUGGGCGUCUUUGGCGGAGCUGCCGGGGCCUUGUUCAUCAAGGCUUCCAAGCACUGGGCCAAGACCUUCCGCCGGAUCCCCGUCAUCAAGGCGCACCCGCUGCUCGAGGUCGCUCUGGUUGCCCUGGUCACCGGCGUGCUAGGGUACUGGAACACCCUGACCAAGCUGCCCGUUUCCAAACUCCUGUAUAACCUGGCGGCGCCGUGCGAUGACCGAGACAACAACCUGGAGGACUUGGGCCUGUGCCCGGAGGAGAUUGGCGACAUCCCCCCCAUCUUGAUGAAUCUCUUCUCGGCCUUCCUGAUCAAAGGCGUGCUGACCAUCAUCACCUUUGGCAUCAAACUACCCGCUGGCAUCUACGUGCCGUCCAUGGUCGUUGGCGGCCUCAUGGGCCGCCUGGUCGGGCACGUCGUCCAGUGGGUGGUCAUGGCCACGCCGGACUGGAGCAUCUGGGGCACCUGCGCCAAGAUGCCGAAUGCCACUUGCAUCCAGCCUGGCGUGUACGGUCUGAUCGCCGCCGGCUCGACCAUGUGCGGCGUAACCCGCCUGUCCGUCACGCUUGCCGUCAUCUUGUUUGAGCUCACCGGCAGCCUCGAUUACGUCUUGCCCUUCUCGCUGGCUAUUCUGGUGGCCAAGUGGACGGCUGAUGCCAUCGAGCCUCUCAGCAUCUACGACCUCCUCACGAACAUGAACUCGUAUCCUUUCCUCAACAACAAGCACAAGCCUAUCUUCACCUCGGACCUCGCCGACAUUGUCCCGCGCGUCCGCAAGGAGCGCAUCAUCGACAUCACGAACUCGCCGGUGGUGCCGGCCCCGAGCCUGCGCGCCAAGCUCGAGCUUCUCCACAAGGCCGGCGAGCUGGACGGCGGCCUGCCCAUCAUCCGCGACGGCGUCCUGGUCGGCCUGAUCCCGGCCCCGGACCUCGAGUACGCGCUCGACAACCUGCGCGACGAGGCCUCCAGCCUGUGCCUGAUGGCGCCCGUGCCGCGCAUCGACGACUCGGACGACGGAUCGCCCGACCCCACCGACUUUACGCCCUACAUCGACCCUGCUCCCGUGGCCUUGGACAUUAGGUCCCCCAUGGAUCUGGUAUACGAGUGUUUUGUCAAGCUGGGGUUGCGGUAUAUUUGCGUGCUGAGGGAUGGGAAGUAUGCGGGCAUGACGCAUAAGAAGACUUUUGUCAAGUAUAUGCGGGAGCUGGAAGAGAAAGAGGGGUAUGAAUAAGUCGAACAGGGUGGAUGGGCGAAUCAUCCCGC